Molecule: messenger RNA, 888 nt
Organism: Diplodia corticola
Lineage: Eukaryota; Fungi; Ascomycota; Dothideomycetes; Botryosphaeriales; Botryosphaeriaceae
Product: mitochondrial tricarboxylate transporter
Exons: 5
Coding region: 1-888 (295 amino acids)
Biological process (GO): mitochondrial citrate transmembrane transport
Source: RefSeq, a predicted model, not a curated record
AUGGCUUCCGACGAGCAGAAGAAGGCCAAGCCCAGCGCCUUGCGCUCCAUCAUCGCGGGCAGCACCGCCGGCGCCGUAGAAAUCGCCAUCACAUACCCGGCCGAGUUCGCCAAGACACGCUCGCAGCUGAACCGGCGGCUGGCAGAGGGCAAGAAGCUGCCCUGGCCGCCGUUUGGUCCGCAGUGGUACGCGGGCUGCACUACCCUCAUCAUCGGCAACUCGCUCAAGGCCGGCAUCCGCUUCGUCGCCUUCGACCAGUACAAGAGCAUGCUGGCCGAUUCCAACGGCAAGGUCUCAGGCCCAGCCAACGUCAUUGCCGGAUUCGGCGCCGGUGUUACCGAGAGCGCGCUGGCCGUCACUCCGUUUGAGAGUAUCAAGACGCAACUCAUCGACGACCGCAAGAACCCCAAGCCACGCAUGCGCGGCUUCCUGCACGGCACGUCCAUAAUCGCGCGCGAGAAGGGCAUCCGCGGCUUCUUCCAAGGCUUCGUGCCCACCACCGCGCGCCAGGCCGCCAACUCGGCCACCCGCUUCGGCUCGUACACGACGCUCAAGCAGAUGGCCCAGUCGUACGUGGCGCCCGGCGAGAAGCUCGGCACGGUCAGCACCUUCGGCAUCGGCGCCCUGGCCGGCAUCAUCACCGUCUACGUGACCAUGCCGCUGGACACUGUCAAGACUCGCAUGCAAUCGAUAGAAGCAAGGUCAGAGUACAGGAACAGUUUCGUAUGCGCCGCCCGCAUCGUCAAGGAGGAAGGCUUCCUGACUCUCUGGUCCGGCGCCGUGCCGCGUCUGGCGCGACUCAUCCUGAGCGGUGGCAUCGUCUUCACCAUGUACGAGAAGAGUAUGGAGGCGAUGGAUAAGUUCGACCCGGACAGGAAGUACAUUUAA